This is a messenger RNA of Strongylocentrotus purpuratus (purple sea urchin), 1291 nucleotides long. Its product is annotated as glycine-rich protein DOT1-like. The transcript is spliced from 2 exons. Lineage: Eukaryota; Metazoa; Echinodermata; Echinoidea; Camarodonta; Strongylocentrotidae. Bases 519 to 1052 code for a protein of 177 amino acids. The record is from RefSeq and is a predicted model, not a curated record.
GUUAUAUUCAUGAGGCUUGGUUGUUGUGGGGUUAACGAAUACCUCAAUAAUGGGGUGUUUUUGUAGCAAGCUGUGAAUAGAGGCUUUUUUUCUAGUCUCCAUGAAGAAAGAGGGAAGAAAAGAGAAUCCGUAAAAGAGUAUUCACGUCUUUUUAAUGUCUUCUUUUGUGAAUGCGAAGUGGGUACACAACGGAUAGACUUUUGCAUAGAAAAGCGCUCUCUAAAAGCGCGGCGGACUUUGGACGGCUCCGUUGAACAUAAAAUCUGUCGUCUGCAAAAGAUCCCGUUUCGUGGCCCCGCUCGCUUGGUAGUGGAGUUAUUCGAGCAGCGAGUGCGGAAAGUUGUACGCACGGGAUCGCCCAGUUAGGAAUUUGGCCGUAAAAGGCCUGAAGUAGGAAUAAACGGAUUUCGGGGGAAAAGGCAGCGGAAUUUCCCGAAUUUCUUCGUCUGCUCGACCUGAUUUCGUCCCUUUGGAACUUUUUGGAAUAGCACAGUAUUUUGUUUUGAGGGAUUAAAACCAUGGCAAACAACGGCGAGGCAGAUGAUAUGGAGCCGAAUGCCGCUAGUCGAAUAGCGGCAAGGAGAAGGGAACGCGCCGCUGCAUCGGGGUCGGGUGAAGGAGGCGAGGAGGGGGCUGCUGGAGGAGCGAGCGGAGGAAGGCCGGAGAGAAAGAAGAGAGAAAAGAAAGCAGGAGGAGCAGGAGGAGGAGGAGCGAAGGGUGGAAAGGGAGGAAGGUUCGGCAAGAAGAGAGAAAAACGUAGAGGAACGGGUAUCGUGGUUUUAGAUGAUGAGGAAGGAGGAGAUGAAGGAGAAAAACAAGAAGCAAAUGGAAACGGUGCUAGUCAUAACGGAAACGAUCACGGGGUAAGCUAUUAUGAUCUUUCAUUGUACACGUAUAAAUGUUUAAUUAAUUUGGUUAAAAACAAACUUGACGUUACAUUGAGAAUGUAUUCUCAGUAUGGUAAGCUUUGGUUCCUGAAGUCCUGUAUUAGGCUGCUGUCCACUAUAGAUCUACAAAAUUUGUCUUGCAAACAAAAUCAUUUGUCAGGCUGAUCCUCAAAGCUUGGGUCUUUGGUCUUGCAUGCAGAACUUCAGGCUAGUGAACCUUCAGUCGACUGGAAAAGAAUUUAAAACUAUCAUCAUUGGUUGAAUAGUUAAUAUAUUUUUCUCCUACAGUAAGUGCAGUUCCUUUAACUUUCAUUUGCCAUAAACCUCACAGAUCUGAAUUUGGAGUAGUUUUUUAAAUAAAAAAGAAUGAAAGAAAGAGAGGGUUAAUAACAGAGGAUGAAGGA